Messenger RNA from Osmia bicornis bicornis, 1629 nucleotides. Its product is annotated as G2/mitotic-specific cyclin-B. The record is from RefSeq and is a predicted model, not a curated record. Gene Ontology annotation, molecular function: cyclin-dependent protein serine/threonine kinase regulator activity. The transcript has 6 exons. NCBI's taxonomy places the organism in Eukaryota, Metazoa, Arthropoda, Insecta, Hymenoptera, Megachilidae. Gene Ontology annotation, cellular component: nucleus; cyclin-dependent protein kinase holoenzyme complex; cytoplasm. Gene Ontology annotation, biological process: regulation of cyclin-dependent protein serine/threonine kinase activity; mitotic cell cycle phase transition. The coding region runs from base 149 to 1372 and encodes 407 amino acids.
GGGUGAACUUCCGUCCGAACGACUAAACAAAUUCAAACCGACAGAGUCGUUACUGCGAGGUGAACGUUGUUUGGGAAACGGUGGAAGUAACUGUAUCAGGAAACUGAUUUUGACCGUUGUAUAAAAUCCUCUUCUAACUGGAUUAAUAAUGGCAUUAAGAAAUCGAACUGCACUCACGACAACCAUAAAUCAGGAAAAUGUGAAGAAUUUGAAGUCUUCAACAACUUCAAUACCCUUAAAGACAAAAAGAGCUGCUUUAGGAGAAAUAGGCAAUAAAGUGAACACAUUAAGAGGUGUAGAGCCUAUUAAUAAACCUAGUUUAUUACCAAAAGAAAAGAAAAAUGUAGUAGCACUAAAACAAAUUAUUAAACCAGCGGAAAAGAUAUCAGAAAAAGCACCUGUACAGAUAGUGAAGCCUGUAGUAAAAGUUUUAGUUCCUCAAGAAAAUAAUGUGGUGCCAGUUCCUUCAAAAAGGGAAGUACAAUCAUUCUCUUCAGAUCUUUUGGAAGUUGAGGAUAUUGAUGAAGAAGAUAAGGGAAAUCCUAGUCUAGUUUCUAUUUAUAGUAAUGACAUAUAUGCAUACCUAAGAGAUCUAGAGAGUAAGUUUCCUAUCACAAAAGGAUAUCUAAAUGGUCUGGAAGUUACACCAAAAAUGAGAAGUGUACUUAUUGAUUGGCUAGUCGAAGUUCAUCAACAGUUUCAUUUAAUGCAAGAGACAUUAUAUCUUACUGUUGCUAUUAUUGAUAGAUUUUUACAGGCUUUCCACUCAAUAGAUAGAAAAAGGCUUCAAUUAGUUGGUGUAACAGCUAUGUUUAUUGCCAGCAAAUAUGAAGAAAUGUACUCUCCAGACAUAAAUGAUUUUGUAUAUAUCACAGAUAAUGCAUAUUCAAAGUUAGAGAUAUUACAAAUGGAGAUGCUUAUUGUAAAAACACUGGACUACUCUUUUGGCAGACCAUUGCCUUUACAUUUUCUUAGGAGGUACAGCAAAGCUGGAAAGGCACUUCCCAUACAUCAUACAAUGGCUAAAUAUUUCUUAGAACAAAGUUUGGUGCAUUAUGAAAUGUGUCACUAUCCACCAAGUCUUAUUGCAGCUGCAGCAAUAUAUUUAGCAUUUGCAAUUAUUGGUACCGAUGACGAGGACGAAAAAGUUGUCUGGACACAUACUUUGGCGCAUUACAGUACUUAUAUUAAAAAUGACGUGUUACCCGUGGUGCGGGAGACAGCAAUUAUUAUGAUUAACGCGGAUAAAAGCAAAUAUCAAGCUGUAAGGAAAAAAUACGCGCAACCAAAAUAUAUGAAGAUCAGUAGUCGUCCCGAACUUAGAUCGUCAGCUAUGAUUGCUAUAGCUACCGCGAAUAAGGAACGAGUAUAAUAGGCAUUUUAAGUGAAGGGAAAACAGAAACCGGAAAUGAAAAAAAGAGAGACGAGACUAUCUUCAUUGAUCCUUAAAUUAAUUCAUUAUUUCUAAUGAUGACUUUCACUUCGAAUUUUAUUGAAGUAAAUGAAUUAAAAAAGCCUAUUACGUAUAUGUGUGGAAUAUUACCAUAAUCAAAAUCAUUGGAUUAAUUGAUCAUUUUUAUAUUUAUAUAAAGUAUGUAAUAAAAGAAUAUUUAAUUGCUAGAAAAAAUU